Molecule: messenger RNA, 4894 nt
Organism: Lytechinus pictus (painted urchin)
Lineage: Eukaryota; Metazoa; Echinodermata; Echinoidea; Temnopleuroida; Toxopneustidae
Product: drebrin-like protein A
Exons: 10
Coding region: 174-1634 (486 amino acids)
Biological process (GO): postsynaptic actin cytoskeleton organization; neuron projection morphogenesis; positive regulation of dendritic spine morphogenesis
Cellular component (GO): postsynaptic density; cortical actin cytoskeleton; lamellipodium
Molecular function (GO): actin filament binding
Source: RefSeq, a predicted model, not a curated record
GAUGAAGUAGAGAAUGGGGGAUAGGGAAAAGUGACUGAGGGAGGAUGAUGAAGAGGUUGAAGUUGAUUACUCCCAUUCUCCUGCUCGUGUCGACGGCGAGCGCCAUCUGCGUGUAAAAUAUUACAGGAUUGAAGGGGGAUCGAGCUCGAGGAAGAAGAGAAUUUAAAUGCAAAAUGUCGAUAAGUUUUGUAAAACACCGAGAUGCUUUGAUGCAGGCAUACAAAGAUGUCUGUGACGACAAAAAACCGACAGACUGGGUUGUUUUUGGCUAUGAAGGAAAAUCAUACGACUUGAAGGUAGUCGACACAGGAGAGGAUGGCAUUGAGGAAAUGGCGGAUUCCUUCAACUGCGCCAAAAUACAGUAUGCCUUCCUCAGGGUGAUAGACACUAACAGCAAUCUACCUAAGAAUGUACUUAUCAAUUGGAUUGGUGAUGGAGCUCCUGUAUCAAAGAAGGGAACAUGUGCAAGACAUCAUCAGGAUGUUGCUAAUUUAUUCAGAGGAGCCCAUGUGACUGUAAAUGCUCGCUCAGAGGAUGAUAUCGAUGAGGAGAGCAUCUUAAAGCUAGUAGCCAAGUCUUCCGGUUCCAACUAUGGCUUCCAUAAGGAGAAAGCAACUGAAGAUGCAGGUCAGACGGGGCCAGUGGGAUCAGUUUACAAGAAAACCAACGCAGCUUUCGAGAUCAAGUCAAAGAGGAGUGAUAAAUUCUGGCAAAAUAUGGAGAGUGAUGAGCAGGCCCGUGUGAGGGAAGAAACAGCUAAAAAACAACAAGAACGUGAAAAAUCAGAAAAGGAGAGAGUGGAGAGAGAAAAGAGAGAAGCCGCUGAACGUGAGAAGAAGAUGGCAGAAAAGAUGAAAGACAUUGACAGUAGAAAGAGACAAGAACAGAAAUCCCAUGAAGAUUCUGUAAAGGCAGAGCAAGCAAGAUGGGAAAGUAGGCAGCAAAGCAAUGCAGCUCCUACCCGAAGCACAGGGCAAGCAGACGAGAGGAAAAAAGAAAUGGCACAGAUGAUAUCACAGAGAAAGAAGAGUUCCUCAGAAGCCGUCACAGAAAGUCAGGAAGCCCCACCUCCAGUUUCACGGCCUCCUGCUGCCAGACCUCCCAUGCCUGUCCCCACACGCGAACCGGAGCUUGAACCAGCACCUGAGCCAGCAUACCAACCGGAACCAGAACCGGAGCCAGCAUACCAACCAGAGCCGGAACCCGAACCGGAGCCAGCAUACCAACCAGAGCCGGAACCCGAGCCAGAACCAGAACCUGCAUACCAGCCAGAUCCAGAACCCUAUUCAGAUCCCUACCAAGACCAGGCUCAGACUGAUCAGGACCAGUACCAACAGGAACCAUACUCAGAUCCAUACCAGGACCAACCUCCAGCCCAGGACCCAUACCCUGAAGAACCUGAACAAGAAUUAUAUGAAAAUCAAGAAGCAUUGCAGGACCAAGGGGACCAAGGGGACCAAGGGAUGAGAGCGAGGGCGCUCUACGACUACCAGGCGGAGGAUGACACAGAAAUCACCUUUGACCCCGAUGACAUCAUCACACAGAUCGAGCAGAUCGACGAUGGAUGGUGGAGAGGAAUGGCACCCAGUGGUCAUAGUGGUCUAUUCCCAGCCAACUAUGUGGAACUAAUCUGAGGAUAAUCCCGAAGAUGAUCCUGGACAACCAUGGGUCUGGUCUCACAAAGAUUUUCAAUGGAUGCUAUCGAUCACAACUAUGGAUAGCCACCGACAGGGGCCCUUAAACACAAAGCUUAGCAAUGAUCGUAUAACAGUUUUCUACAAUUGAUUGCAUUGCCUGCAAUGUACAAUCAAUCGUGAAAAUCAAGCGUACAAUUGAUCGCUAACCUUUUUGUUACGGGACCCAGGCCUUAAAUUUGAACAUUUUCAAGGCAGAGCCACUUUUCCACAGUGCACAUGUCAAUGUGACAUCAAAAAUGGAGAAAAAAAAAUACACAAAUAUAUUCAAGGUCAAUGAGAAGGUCACAAUGGUGAGUCAACAGGGCAUCCACGACCAUGGAUUAAUUUAAAGCCAUGCACCAAUGCAUCACACUCAACUAAUUAACAUGCUUGGUUUUGUAUGGAAAGAGAUGGUAUAUGUAUGUCUUGUAAAUGGAGCAGUGCAACUUCAAUAGCUGGCUAUACCAUAGCUGCGAUUGUUUUUAUCAUGCUCGGUUCUUUGUGAGAGGGGACCCUGGUGUUAUCCUGUGUGCCUCUACACAGUGUACAUAAUUAUUAGUACAGUCUGAUGGCAUUGAACUAUGAUGGGAUCCAAAAAUGUUUGAUUUUAUGGCUUCCCUUUUAUAUCAUUUUGUAUAGAAUUUUAUAUGAAUCAGAAAUAUUGUCAUUCGAGCAGUCAACUUCAGUGUUGCAAGUGUGGAUGUCUCAAUGUCAUCGCUCCUUUUCUUCAAAAGGUUUGUAUUUAGAUAUUGCGUUUGUGUGUACAUGUAUGUGUAAACAUUUAUCUAUUGUAUACUUGUAUGUACUUUUAUGUACGCAGACGAACCCAUAUCCUUUUAUCGGCAUAUCCAAUUAAUUGAAUGAAGCUUAAUGAAUUUGUGGGAUAUGGAAGAUUAAGCCUCGUACAUCAAGAAAAGAAAACAUAUCAAGUUUUUCCCAUCCCAACUCGAUGUCAAGUAACUUUCUUUAAAAUUCAGCACUUGUUAGAGGAAAGUAGACCAUGUUUGGUUCAUUAAAAAAAAGAUCAGUAUAAAUGUAGGUUAAUGAUGUUACUAAUUGAAAUCUCGAUGUUUACAAAAUGGGGCCAAAGUAACAUUUUUGUACACUUUAUUAUCAUCGUUGAUAGAAGCAUAUCUUAUUUAGAUAUUUUUAUAGAAAGCAAAACUUGUAUAAGUAUCCAUCUAGCUACAGAAUAGCUUAUGUUAGGAUAUGCAGGUUGUAUAUGAAUAGCAACUCCAGUAUUUAUGUCUAUAUAUCAAUAAUUCAAUCAUUUUACAAUCAGUAGCCAGAGUAAUUAUUACUUUCUGGUUAUGCAGAGAACCUCAAGGGCUCUGUCUUACAAAGAGUUGCGAUUGAUCCAACCAAUCGCAACCAUGGACGGCCAGCAAUGUCAACAUGUAUUACGCACGUUUGUUCAAAAUAUUUUCUAGCUAUGAUGUAUAUUCAUGCAUUGUUUUCUUAGAAGAAUCACUGUGCUUACAAAGGACAUUGUGCAAAUUUCCUGUGGAAAAAUUUAUGAUACUGAUUGAUUUCAAUAGAGAUUGGAUCAAUCGUAACUCUUUGAAAGACGGGCCCCAGAUCUAAAUUUUCUUAGCAUUAGCUUGCAAUUUUCGCCUUCUAUUUCAGAGAAAAAAUAUUAAUUUAGAAUAUCUUGAAAGCAAAAAAAAAAUCGUGCAUUUUUCCAAGUUUUGAAAACAUACUAAAUCACCAAACUGAAAUGCCUUCAUUACUAUUAUUUUGUAAAUUGUGAAUUGGAACUAGCAAAAUCAUUCACCAUUUAUGAUUUUAUACCGGUACAUCAAAAUGUAGCUAAUACUAGCUGAAAUAGCAUCGAUAUGGCAAAUGUGGUGUGUACUCUUUGUCUAAUAUUUGAUUGGGUGGGGUAAGAAGAUAAUAGAUUGAUAUGAGGCUAUUACUCAGUCAUUAAAGUAAUAAUAUCUGUAAAAUGUACUGUAAAAGAAUAUUCAUUAAUAUAAUAAUGAUAAUCAUGAUUACAUUUCACUAAUAAUGCACCUUUUUAUGAGAUGAAAAGUAUAGAAGUUUUAGCUCAUGUAGUUUCGAAGUGCAUUAAUUUAUUAUUCGAUGAUGAGUUUUUAUAAAAUAAUUAUAAUUAUUGAUCAUGAAAACCAAAGCUAUUUGUUGCUUUGAUACAUAGUUGUAUCAAAAUAGGGAGCUAAAGUAGUGAAUGUAAUCAAAAUGUUAUGUUAAGUAUUAUAAAGUACUGUUUUUGGUUCAUUCUUUACAAGCAUGUUUGUUAUUAUCUUCCAUUAUAAGGCAGGUUUUAGAAUUAAAAUAAUUGAGUGGUCAAUUGAUUUAUGGACGUCACGUGGGGCGUACAGUUAAUCAUCCCAUACUGGAAAUAUCUCCCAGUCAAAAUUGAGAAUGUAUCACCAAUAUCUAAGAGAAUCGCCAGCCAACAUAUCACUUUCACAAUAAUCUGUGGCCUCCACAUUAGUCUAAAUUAGUGCAUUUAUUGUAUGUCUCUGUCUAAAUUUUGAUAUAUGAAGCUAGCUGUUAAUUUGUACUGCUUUUUGUCAUCACAAAUUAUUAUUCUACAAAUAUAUGUGGUUACAUGUAUGUCCCAAUUGGUAUUAAUGACCUCUGUUUAGCCUAGGUCUGAUGGUAGUUAUGCCCACCGUUUGUAGAUCAAUAAAACCCACUAUAAGGGUGACUUAAUUUCUCAUGAAAUUUCUCACUUACAUUUUUUACUUCCUUACAUUUUAGAUCUAAUUGUCUAACACUACAACUGUCUACAUCUACAGAGAAUCACAUUUUAAUGAAGUCCUAGUAACAUUAGAUCUGAAGGCCCUGCUUUGAACAAUUAAUAAACAGAUUUGUUUGCAUGCUUGGGCAGUUCCUGUGCAUUCAUUUUUAGGUCAAUAGCGAUAGUGCACUUGCCCUGCAUUUUUUAUGCAUUAUUACUCUCGCUGACCAAAAUAUAUGUCCUGGCCCUCCGCUAGCACACUUGCAAAAAGUAUAAAUUAGUUCAAUGUUUGACGUCUUUGUCUAAAGUUUAAUAUCUGUAGCUGUCUGUUAAUUUGUACUGCUUUUGGUCAUCACAAAUUAUUAUUCAGAUGAAAUUUAUAAUUCCUGCAAUCAUGCAAUGUUGAUCUUUCAUUUUCUGUCAUUCACUUGUGUUCAUUUAUGUUAAAGUACAGUAUACUAAACACUUUCACAGUGAAAAAAAAUAAAUAUAUUUUAUAAAGCACUGCAAGCGA